GCGGAGCCAGGGCGGCGGUGGGCAGCGAACGCUUCGCUGGAGCUGACAGAGCGGAGCCGGCAGAGCAGAGCCGGCCUCAUAGCCCGGGCGGUCCCAGACUCCAGCACGGUAAAGGAUCUGCUGAGAUGCCCAUCAUGGUAGAUGACAUCAUGAAGCUUCUAUGCUCCAUUUCCCAGGAGAGGAAGAUGAAGGCGGCCUUCAAGCACUCUGGAAGGGGUGCUGUGGUUGCUGGGACUAUGGCCUUCGUCGGUGGCUUGGUUGGUGGCCCACCAGGAAUAGCUGUUGGGGGGACCGUUGGGGGCCUGCUAGGUGCCUGGAUGACGAGUGGACAGUUUAAGCCCGUUCCUCAGAUCUUAAUGGAGCUGCCCCCUGCUGAACAGCAGAAACUUGUUAAUGAAGCCGCUGCCAUCAUCAGGAACUUGGACUGGACAGACGCUGUGCAGCUGACUGCCCUGGUCAUGAGCAACCAGGCCAUGCAGCAGAAGCUCUUGGCUAUGCUAACAACCUAUGUCACCAAGGAGCUACAGGCUGAGAUCCGCUAUGACGACUAAGUCACUCCCCUUGGGGAAUGGGGCUUUCAUUUUAGAUGAUUCUAUGGCUCUCAGAAGGUGACCAGGGAAGGGGGGAAGCCUGACAGGUACUUCUGAGAAACUUGUAUAUUACCAGCAUUGACUGUAAGCUGCUGUGCUAGUCCAUCCUGUUGGACUGUCCUGCUGGAGAGGCCUCGGCCAUGCAUCUUGGGCUGUGUGUGCUGUGGAAAGUGUAGGAAUUCACAAACAGCCUGGAGUCCUCCCGACCACGUGGGUCUGAAAGAAGUUCUCCUGUUGUUGCCUGUCCGACUGUACCAGGUGCUCCUCUUUCUGUGAAGAGUGUACCUCCAGGUUACCUGUUACAGGAUUAGAUCCCCUUAAGCUCUGGGAUCUUGGGGUUCAGAGCCAGCUCUUGUCAGGAUUGUGCUUACCUGCUGAGUGUUUCCCUUCCUUGGCCAGGGACUGCCCAGUAUCUCAUGAUGACAACAGUCCCUGCUUUGAGUGAAGCCACAGGUGCCAGGCAGGCUGUGUGCUCUGCUGCAGGCUAUGCUCCAGGCUCUCUUGAGUAACUUUAGUUAAGCUUCUGGGAUCUUCUACUUCCUUAUGCAAAAUCAUGGCACUUUAUAUCUUUUAUUUUUAAUGUCAAUUCUGGACCCCUUUUGUUCUCUACACUUACAUAGCCUAAGUUAAUUUAGUUCCAUUUUCUUUUUCUUCUUACUAUGUUUCCUGGGCUAAGUCCUGGGCUCAAGUGAUCUUGCUACAUAGCUGGGACCGUAGGCUUGUGCCGCCAUACCUCGCUUUACCUCAAAGACUGUUCUCCUCCACUCCACUUUUCUUAAGUUCUCCCAUGCUCUCCUCUCUGCUGGCUGCAAUCUACAGUUCACUUGUGUGAAAAGACAAACCUAACAGUGGCUCGAGUUCAAAGAUCCUAACUGAGCUAGGUGCUGUGAUGCAUACCCACAGCCCCAGAUAAUUGAAAGGCCACGGGGGUGGGGGUGGGGGGGGGGUGGGGGGGCAUCCUUGGGCCCAGGAAUUCAAGACCAACCUGCACAUUGCAAAAGCAGGGAGAUAGGUGGGGGACACUACCCACCUUCUUAGUUGGUUUUUAUUUGCAGUCACAGAAUCAAGAGGCAGUGAGUGUUCUGAUGAGGUGGAAAGAGAAGGUAGACAGGAGAGACCAAGGGAAAGCAGAAACGAGAGCACUAGUGAACCUCCCGUGAAACUGGCUGUUGACAGAUGGGGCUAGCCCUCUCCAUUUCCCUAGUGACAAUGGCUCAAAUUGGACAAGUACCUGGUUUGUUUGUUUGUUUGUUUGUUUUCCUUGUGGUGUUGUGGAUGAAACCCAGGGUCUUGCCUAAGCUAAGUGCUACCACUGUGCUCUGUUCCUAGUCCUCCUCUCUUGGUAGAUCCUUGGCAAGUUCUCUGAGUAAUCUGGGAAUCUCUGAUUACCACCGAGCCUGGUUCCAGCCGUAGUGACUCAACUUUGGUUUGAUUGGUUGGUCCUAGUGCUGUGGUUCAACCAGUAACAUCGUAUUCAUUUGAUUAAGUAUUUGAUACUUCUUUUUAUCCCUUAUUGGAGAAGCUCACUUAUGGAAGGCAGGAACUGUGUAUUUUGGUUACCUCUCCUAUCACCAGCAUGCUCCUGCCUGGCACCAUGGCUUUUAUGUGGUAGACACUUAAUAAAUAUAUAUAUGUGCGUGAAAAUAUAUAUGGUGUAUGUGUCUGGUUCCCACAGAGACUGUAACGGGGCAUUGGGCCUCCUAGAACUGAUGAACUGACAGUUGUGAGCCCCCACGUGGGUUCUGGGAACUGAACCCAAGCCCUCUGCAAGAGCAUCAAUGGCUAAACAAACUUCCCUCCUCUAGGUUUAUGUCUUUAAACCUGGGUUUCGCUAUGUGAUUCUGGUUGGCUUCGAACUCAUGGCCUUCCUGCCUGAGCCCCUUGAACUCUGAGAUUACAGGCAGGUAUUACCAAGCCAAGCCAAAUGCAUUUUUUUGUUGUUGUUGUUAGAAGUCUUUAAAUUUUUAUUGUUUCUGUUUUUUGUUUGUUUAGUUUUUUGGGUUUUUUUUUUAUUUGUUUGUUUUUGUUUUGAGACAGUAUUUCAUGUAGCCCAGGCUGGCCUCCAACUCUAUGUAGCCAAAGAAGACCUUGAACUCUUGAUUCUCCAGCCUCCAUCACUGCCAAGUGUUGGGAUUACAGAGAUAUACCUUUAUGUCAGGCUUCAGUAAAUUCUUUUUAAAGUUAUUGUUUUGAAAUCAUUUCUGAUGGAAUUCCUCCAGGAAGGAACUUGUGACAAAAGAGACCUAGGAUCCAACUUCAAGCUUUUUGAAGCCACUAAGCUGCUAGCCACAGAAGCUGAGUUUAGCCUGGUGUUUCUCUAACCCAGAGCUUUUGCUGGAGCACUGUGUGAUAGUCCCAAGUUUUCACACACAAAUUUGAGACAUGUUUUCACGUGAAAUAGUUUUAGUCAAAUGUAUGUUAUCUCUGAAGUGGGGUAUCCCAACCUCAGACAUUUUUACCCCAAGGUCUCCCCUGAUGCUGUAUCCUUUCAAAACUACAACCUGACUAUAAUCAAAUUACUAAUAAAUUACUUUUCCCUGAA
This is a messenger RNA of Arvicanthis niloticus (Nile rat), 3132 nucleotides long. Its product is annotated as protein C19orf12 homolog. The record is from RefSeq and is a predicted model, not a curated record. Lineage: Eukaryota; Metazoa; Chordata; Mammalia; Rodentia; Muridae.